Xyrichtys novacula (pearly razorfish) is the source of this 18482-nucleotide messenger RNA. Lineage: Eukaryota; Metazoa; Chordata; Actinopteri; Labriformes; Labridae. The record is from the annotation of a GenBank genome assembly.
AGUAGUGGUACGCGCAGGAGUUGGGUGUGAAGAUGGCGGACGAGGAGGCCGAGCAGGACCGCAGUCCUGAGAACGGAAUCACUGAAACGAUUAGAGAACUGAGACAGCGCUUACAAGAACUACAAGAAUUCAUUAUCAGAGAGAGCGACGAGUCUCCGGCCGAGUCGUCGUCUGAGUUCUGCCAGGGUUUCUGCAGAGUGAGUCAUUUUUCUUCACAUUUGAGCUGAGCUAACGUUAGCCACAGCUAGCCUGAAUCCUAAAGGUCUGCCAUUGCUCCAGGGAAAUGUACUGUUUCACUUUAACAUACUCACUGAAUGUAAACGUGUUUAGAAAGCUGUUUUAGUCUGCUACAGUGUACGAGUGUGUGAGUGGGUGAAACCUACUCGGAGACAUAUUGUAAAAUCAGAAAAACUCACUGUUAUAGUCGCUAACGUGAGCUAGCUCCACUGAGAUCCAUUGCUCUGAACGUUAGCUGUGUCUGCAGGGGGUUUGGACUGGGAUUAUAUUAAAUGAACAUAAUUAUUGAACCCCAAGCAUCCCGGUGUAUACAGUUUCACUUGAAUAACUAAAGAAGAAAUUUGUUUUAAAACCAGGACUAUGAUAUUCUGUCGUAGCAUGUUGAGUAUUACAUUAAAACACGUCGAUAGCUUGUAGCCUGUUCUGUUUGGCAUCAUGCGCCUGAACAAGGAUGUACAUAUGGACAAUUUUUCCCCUCUAUUCAACACACUUAACACUAUCUGAAAAUAAGAAAUAUAUAAUGAAUAACUAGAAUAUAGUUUUCUUAGUGUUAUAUGAAACAGUUCAUUAUAUUGUUCAUUUAAUAGAUAUUUCAACUGCCGCCCAGUGCUAUUUUGCCACAUGCACUUUAAAUGGCACAGUUUGUCAGCAAUUUAGUAAAUAAAAUAGAAGAAGCAUUUUUAAUUUUAAAGGGUUUAUAUUAUAGUUUUCACAUUUAUAAGGACUUUAGCCUGAGAAAGAAUUGACAUUUAUAAAGUAGGGAUGCAAUCUGUGUCAUCCAUAAUCAACCUUUGCAGAUGUUACGGAUAAUUAUUAAUUUAAUAGUUGAAAAUGUUUGUUUUUUCAAUUACAAAAACAAUACUGACUGCUUUUUAUUCUGUGUUUCGUAUUGUUUCAUUUCACACGGCAGCACAAUACAUAAAACUGAUUGUAUUGUAGAGCAACAGAACAUGAUGAGGCAUAUUAUCGAUGCAGAACAUCAAAUAUCAACAUGCAGAGCAGGCUCAAAAAAACAUCCCAGCUGACUACUAAAUGCGGAACUGCUGUAUCAAGAGUAGGGCUUUUUACUUAUAAUACCGAUAUUGUAGCCUUUAGUAUUGGCCGAUACUGAUAUUGAUCUGAUGUUUGCAGACAUCACUCCUACUCCUUGCUACUUUGUUAGUACCUUAGUACACACGGUUGCUGUGAUCACGUAGGCCCUGCAUGCUGGCACUGAAGCAGAGUCUGGAGUGGACUGCUUGUAACAGAGUGCUGAUAUUGGAGAUUUUAGACACAGGCAGAUAUAAUCCAAUCUGCUUUUUUGCUGAUAUUGGAACAAUAUCAAUAUCGGAUAGGGACAUCCCUGAUAGGGACAUCCCUAUUAUCAACAUGUCCAUGUCCAUUGGCUCACUUGAUCAUUGAGUUAAAUAUGCAUGUCCAUACAGUAGUAUGUUGAUUAGUAUUAUAACCUGUUUAGUGAUGCACGAUAUGAAAAAUUUCAACCGAUACCGAUAACCGAUAAUUUUCUUCUUCUCGUGGCCGAUACCGAUAACCGAUAAAUUCAUAUUUUUACAUUUAUUAUAAUCUUCAUAUAAUCUGCAGUUUGUGCAGGAUGCAGCGAUUGAAAACUGAUGUUUUUGUUGCUCUGGCCUAUCUAGAACAACAAACAAAAGUUUUUGGCUCUUCAAAUGUGGUCAUUUGCUAUAAAUAACAAUAACAGAGCAAAAAGCAGAACUUCAUUUGAUCCCCUGAACUGUUCAACAGAACUGUAAACUGUAAAGGAGCUAUUAUGAGACGUUAGGCUUAGCAUGCUGACCGGACUAACAUCUGACGUCCAUAUGUCUGUGGUAAAACUCACGUGUAGUCCGUUCUUGUCGAUCAGGUUGUGAAUGUAUGUGGCGACAAUAUCAUAGAGUGCAGGAAGAGACACAUCCGAGAAGAAGCGGCGGCUUGGGAGAGUGUAACGUGGCUCCAAGUGUGCUAUUAACUUGUGAAAACCCGGGUUCUCAGCGACGGAAAAAGGCUGGUCGUCGACCGCUAUGAACUCCAUCACUUUGUCGUUAAUGGCUUUAGCCUUUUCGCUGUCUCUUGAGAAGCUUUUGCAGUUUUUAAACGCCCGCUGAAUGGGGACAUCGAUCCUCCGUAGUGUUGUUGUCUUAGCUUUAGUACCGCCAGCAGCUUCGGCGGCUGUCUCAUAUUCUUUUACUACCGCUUCGCCGCGAUGGCGACUUUUCAGAUGAGCUAUCAGAUUCGCUGUGUUAAUACUUGACGUCUUCAUUCCGCCUCUCGGAAUCCUCGCUGAACAGGUUUUGCAUAUAGCAAUGCUGUUGUCAUCUUCUGCCACUGAGAGAAACGACCAUGCUGGUGAAGACAUUUUAUUAUCUGUCAGGUAGUGACGGGGUCAGGCUUGGGACCUGCGAGUAAGGCGCGAUAGAUGACGUAACCAGCGCGUCUCGGACGGGCGGCUACUCCGCCUGCAAACGUUACUCGUAAUUUCAUUAAUAUAUCGGAUCUUUCUAUCAGAAAAAUGCACCUAUCGGACCGAUAAAAAAUGACGUAAUUUCCCCCCAAAUCGGCCGAUAUUUUAUCGGUCCGAUAAAUAUCGUGCAUCCCUAAACCUGGUCAUAAUCUGUGAUGGCAGAAAUCAUCCUCAUCAGGUUUUAAGGAUGCUGGUGUUCCAGCUUUGCCAUUCAAGCAAAUCUCUCACCAUUGACUGUUUACCAGUUACCGUUGUAUGUCCAGAAGAUAAAGCAGCAGCUAUGUAUUGUCUCCUUGAAAGAAGAGCUAGUAGAACAUGGUGCAUGGCUGCAGCACUGGCUUAGUGUCUUUGGUAGGUGAAACACCUUCAUGCCACUGAAACGUGCCAACAUUAAACUCAAACUCCAUCCUGUCAGCUGAAUGAAGUAUGGGACCACAUGUUUUUUUUUCUGCCCCAGAAUUCACUUUUUAGAAGUCCUUAAACAUCUUUCAACAGUUUGUUUCUCAUAACACUAUUGUAAACAUCCCUCCAAGUCGGAUUUAAAAUAUGUAAAAAUGUAAAAUGAUUCAAGUAUGUGCAGUGAAAGACCUGCAGUUGUGGUGAGAGUCAAAUCCUCAGUGUUUUAACUAAAAGUUCAGCAGCUAAAAAUUACACCAUCUUGCUGUCACAGAUGUUGCAGGCACAUGGAGAUCUAUUUGACCUGUUCCAUCACAUAAGUGGGUAGUCUUUAUUGGACUAAAACAUUGUCAAUAAAUGCUUCUUAGACCUACAUUAUGAAAGACUAUGCUUGCAGAUUUACGUGAAUUAAGUCAUCUUCCUCACACCUUUUUAUAUGAAAAAAAUUUGUGAAGUGUUUUCCUACAAUAACACCAAAGCAGAUGUUCUACUCCUAAAUGCAUAGAUAACUAUUUGUAGUUUUAACACAGUGUCUGGCUCUGAUGAGCAAAAUAACCAAUCAUAGUUUUCAAAGGGAGGUCCAUGCCACCUCCCCUGGACAUACCUCUGGAUUUCUCUUGCUCCAUGAAGGACUGUUUGUAGUCAAACUCCCAAAUUCUGUUGUCAGCUCAGUGUAACAUAGCUCUGCUAACUAGCCGUCAUGCCAUGUUUCUGAAUUUCCAGCUGUUAGUUGAAGAAAGGCGGUGUUUUUAAGUCUCACCUCUGAUGAACUCCCGUUGUGUGUUGCAAGUUAAAUGCACACUUUUACAGAAGAUGCAAGCAGCUUUCCAUCAUGUUUAGACACAUUUCAGAGCAGAUUAGAUUUAGUGUCAUACAAGGCCUGCACAGUGCACAUUACCAUCUGUAUAAUUCACUAGUUGAAGAAAUGUGUAUGUCAAAGAGGCGGAUCUACAGCAAGCAUUUGCACUCUGGUGGCAUAUUUGGAAAGAUAAGAUGUGUUUCUGUCUGCAGACACAGAGCGAAGGAAAACACGUGACUGGGGCUUUAAAGAGGGGAAAUAAUGCAUUUUCCAGACUCUAUACUUCCUUUCUGAUUCCUCUUUAAUAGCUUUACAUGAUUUUCAGAUAAAAAAAACAAAGCCAUAAUACACCGUGGCAUAUUAAAACUCCAUCUGAUAGACUUUGUUUGAGUUGCUGUCUCUUUAAGGUCCCUCCCCCUCAACGAGCCUUCUUUCCUCUGAUUGGCCACCUCUCUGGAGGCAGGCCAAGGGCAGAACUUCGUGUUUUUGUCAGGUGUCACCUCAUGCUGUUGGAGUCUUUGCCCAAAUCACUGAUGAACUAGUAAGAAGAGCCUCAUCUUGCGUUUUUUGCUCAUGGUUACAUUUUGAGUAGUUUCACCUAUUUUUCAAGGACUAUGACAACAUAUGUUUACCUUGGAUUUUUAGAAACUUUGCAUACAUCUAGUAUGGACACCAAGCAUAGUAACUCUGCCUUUUCUGGUGUAAAUGUGGAAAAGCAUAAUACCAAAUUAAAUUAAAUUAGAGUAUGGUGAUCAUCUGCUAUUCCACUCUGGUAUAAGAGAAAAAAAAACAUGUAUGUGAGCAUUAGAUAGCUCAACAAAAAUAUAGAUCUGAAAUAUUUCAUUAGAUUGAUAUUCACUCAUAUCUUUACCUCUGUAAGUGAAGUUGGACCAGGUUGUAAAACGCUUAACAAAGCACUUCUUUUGAGUUUAAUAGUUGUGCUUGUUUUCAUGAGGACUCACAAAGUGUUCAUUACAUUCAAGGUUUUAGGGAGUUGAGUUACCGCAAGUGGCAGGAACACAGUAUAAAAAAUGCAAAGAUAAACCGUGAUAUCUCUGAGACAUUUGAGACCAGAAUUGCACUGACAAAAACAGACAUCAGGGGGGCUGCAAGCGCUAUCUCUGCCUCUCUCAACAGCUGUCUUAGCUGUUUAUUUUUCAGGGUUAACAAAGUUUGUAAAGAGAGCUGAACUGCUUGACAUGCAGGGAAGCUGAGAAUUAAAAACAGGGGGGAAAAAACGAUAAAGCCAUUUCAGAGAUAAGACCAGUGCCUCCUUUCUCUGAAGUAGAUACUUUUUCAUGCACAACAUUCGCUUCCUCUGUAAGCAGCUUGCACAAGAAUUUGCAGUAGGAAGUGGUACUGCAGAUAAUGCCUCACCUCAAAUUCUACUGACCUACUUUACUUGAGCCAGUUUAUGUUUUGUUAGUGGCUCUGAAAUCUACCGAUUGUGAUGGAAAAUGAUCAUCAUAACUGAUAUUUCUCACUCACCUAUAUAGAGGUCUUUUGUAGCAUGUUCUUAGUUUUGUUUUCUCGAUUCAAUGUUUAUUCUUUGCCUCUGCUGCUCAUAGUUCAGUUGUUAUUCAGAUUACUCUAAUAUCAUUCAGUUUAUAUCAUACCUGGCACAUGAAAAACAAUUCAUGUGGAUUUUUUGUGUGUGUUCGAGAUGCAGGCUGCCCAGCAAUCGGCUACAUCAUGGCCACAUUCUUCUGAUUGAUUCAAUUUUGUUAACUGUGAGUUUUUUUCUCCUCCUUAGACACUGUUGGAGUACGCAGGCAGGUGGAGGAUAGAGGAAGAGCCUUUACCACUAGUGGAAGUGUAUAUAGUUGCCCUGCUGAGUUACGCCCAGGCCUCUCCUUAUCUUUCCCUGCAGUGUGAAAGUGUCCCUCUUGUGGUUGAGAGGCUCUCACUGUAAGUACUCCCAGAACCUGUGAUUAACUCAAUAUGAAAUUUAGGUCUGGAUCAACUUUGAAAGAUUUAUCACCGUGCUUUUGCUGAUUCCUGAUUUUCUUUUUUCUCCUUUUUCAGGAGUUUCGUUGAGCUUUUGCUCUCAUUGAAGGAGGAUGUUCCGAGUGAAUUAUGGAAGGAAUUCAAGUCAUGUGUGCAGGUAAGGCUGAUGAUUGUCAUUAAAACAAUAUAGAAGUUAUAUAUAGUUAUGGACAUCAUUGACACAAUGUAGAUCCCACCCUCUUCUAGAAAAAAAUGUAGACUCAUAUCACUGUCAUGCUCAGCUUCAAAUGAAUAUAAACUUGAUAUGUUACAUGAAGUGCUUAGAUCUAACUUGUCUAGUCUUGACUUACCCUUUAAAAGGCGGUGUCCUUCGUUCUGCAUGAUGUAUUUAAGUUGCUGUGUUCCUGUUUUGAACAGUUUGCCUCCAGUAAGCUGCAAGAAAACAGCAUCACUCAGCUCUCCCUGCUGUCUGCUCUGGGUCAGUAUGACGGUGUUUGGACCAACAGAGUCCUUCAAGGCCUUCUGUCCAGUGAAAACCUGCCAACUGAACAAAGUGAGUCCAUACUGGGUCUACUCUUUCUUCCAUUGCUUAAGUGUGCCUGACAUUUUCUGUUGCAUGUUUAGUUUUAGGUGACAUAUCAAAUAGAUAGCAUUGGAUGUAGCUCUGUGUAGCCGAGAUGACCACUUUCUCAACCCAACCCCCUGAAUGAAUGUAAGGCUUACAUCUGGUCACCAGAGAUAAGAUGGUGUAAAUCUUAAACUCCAAAUCACAAUCUAUCUACAACCUCCUGUCUGUGUAAACUAAGAUAAACAAGAAGCCUUCUGAAGAGGACAAACCUUCUUUCCUCUCCACUUCAAAGAGACAAAGACAGGAUUGUUUAUGGUCAGCAGGAAAGAACUGCAGGUCCACUCGGUCAGAUAAACAUUUGUCAACACACCUUGACUGUGAGGCUUUAGGUUUAUCAGCUCAGCCAGAAACCCCUAAAGUUGGUUGAUCUUCCCUUUUUGUUCUCUUUGAGUACACCCCAAAGAGAGUAACUACAACUAGUCUUAUUACAGGUUGGAUGGACACUGCACAGCGAUCUUCUGUCAAAACUCUACAUUUACAGUAAAACAGUCUUUGUCCCGUUUGUCUAUCAUGUUCAUAAAUCUGUACAGAAUAAAUCAUUAAGUCUUAAAGUUCCCUGAAGUCAACAGCUUUCCAAACAGUUUCAUGAACUUUUAAGAGCUGAAAUUAUUACAUGUGAAUUAUUACCCUAUUCUAGUAGAAAUAGUGUAGAAAUGUUGAGUUUAUAUCUUUAUCAUUUGUUUAGCUUUGUUAACCAUUAGGUAGUUAUACUGUCAUUUAAUAAUCUAAAUGUUGGUCUGUAGAAUCCAUAAUUAAUUGGGUAACACUUUGACACCUAUCUCUAUAUUGCAUUAUAAAUAUAUGUAGAAUGUGUUAUUAUCAUGUUAUAUCAGUAUAAAACCACAGUUAUAAACACUCAUAAAUGAUCAUAAUGCUUUAUAGCAAUAAUCAUAACACAUUAUAAAGCAUUUUAUCAUUACUUACAAGGUCAGGUAUUAUAAUGUGUCAUAACUGUUAACAACUUACUGACAAUGCCCACAUAGAUAAUGCAAUAUACAUAUAUUUAUGAUGUGUUAUAAUUUGCUUAUAAUUAAUCUUUGGACAUUUAUUAUGAUUUCAAAUCGCUACAUCUGAUAUGCCAAACAGUUUGAUAUUAUUUAGUGCAAGUGGCUUUUUGACUUAAUAGUUUGGGAUAUUUCUACACUGCCAAACGUUUAGUCACAGAGUUGCGGAUGUGACAGACUGGUCUGUGUUUGUGUUUAGUGUCAGUUGAACCAUGUGUCCCUGGAGUGUUUUCAUAACCUGUUGAUUGUGGUUGUCAUUUCUUAACUUCUCAAGUGUGUACAGUUGAACUAAUCCGGAACGCUGUGUUACUCUGUCCCCAUGUUUGUGUGCUGCUGCAAAUUGUACUCAGUAACAGCUGACACCAAUGAUAAGAAUGAGAUGAUCAGCUCAAAUUUUUGGUCCCCAGUCAAUUUAAAAAAGUCCAGAUAGGCUCCAGUCUGUUAGUUAGGAUCAGGACUAGAAUAUCACUUAUUUCCAGACUCUUUAAUAUUUUGUCCCACUUAUUUUAUUUCUCCCAUCAUGACCUAAACUUCCUUAAAUUAGUUCUGCUCCUUACCCAGAUCCAGCUCUAAACUGCCAACACUGACUUGAAAAAUUGCUCAGAAAAAGCAGUUUGCGUUUGCAUUAGUGAUGUUUGAAUAACUGGUGAGACCAGUUGAUUCUGCUGGAUGUUUUCCGUUUCCACUCAUCACAGAGAGCAGCUUAAAAAAACUGUUUGUGGUCGGGGGCAGAAGUGUGCUGGCAGUCCUACUUUUACUGUUUGUUGAAGGGAAGUGUUAUUUGAUCCAGGGUCGGGGAUAACAGAUGAUGCAAUCAGCUGAUCCAGUGUUUGUGUGUAAAUGAUCACUGCUUUCUCUAUGCAUGUGUGAAAGACUUAAUAUGAAGUUGUGAUAAUCUUCGGACUGAAUCCAACUUCUCAAUUUUCCCUUUCCCUUUAUUUCAGUUGAGGAGUUCCUGGCGCAGGAGGGGCAGGUAUUGUUGGGGAUGAGAGUGAAGCAGCUGAUGAAGAACAGCCAGCUGGAAAAAGCUGCACUGCUGGCGAAAACAUGCUUGGCCUGUGCCUCUCUUCAGGGGAGCGGAUCUUUCAAGCAGAUGUACCUCGUCUGCCUCUGUGCUACCUCAGAUCGGGAUCAGCUGAUGGAAGUGGUGAGUGUAUCUCCAAACUAGAAUAUGUCUGAGAAUCAGUGAUUUCACCUGAUCUUCUAUUAUCCUUAAACUGUUGUUGGGGUGCCUCAUAUCACUUUAAAUCAAUUGUAUAAAAUAACCAAAUUAGUAAAACAAUUAGACAAUGCAGAAAGAUUAUUCUCUGCGGAUUACGUCAUGGAAAUACAUUAUUUUUUGUAAAAAUCUCCAUGUAUUUUGCCUGACAUUGUGUUAACAGUAAAAUUGUUUGUGUGUGACCCUUUCUGUACUCGCACCAAGCACAGUUAGGGAAUCAAAUGGUUGAAUUUGCUGUUAAGUAGCCGGUAUGAAUAUGGUUGAAUUUUCACCGGUGUUGUUUCGGAGUUCAAAAACUUUGUCAUAAGUUUCUCAGCCACAUGAUGGCAGACCUCACCUAACAUUGAAAUGUGUAACAGUCAGCAUAAGACGCCUUUAAUGAGUCUCACUUUACUUUUAAGGUAUUGCAGGAUGAGGCUGAGAGUUUUUCCUAAAUUUUUUAUCAGCAGUAAAUUGAGAUGAAAUGUUCCGACUGUGCUCAUGGGAUUCAUCUUCACAGCUUUCAAAGGAGGACUGCCGUGAUGCUUUAGAGAUGAUCUGCAACCUAGAGUCUGAUGGAGAUGAGACUGCAGCUUUCAGCCUCUGUUCAGCCUUUCUGACCCGUCAGCUUCUGCAAGCAGAUACAUACUGUGCCUGGUGAGGAAACUUGAUCCAGCUGCUGGACUAACUUUUUAUCCUGGAAAGAAGAUUUAUUUAAGGAAGUGUUAAACCAAACAUAGAGAAUACGUUUUUUUUAAUCACUGAAUAUUUGUGUUUGAGAGCUUGAAUAAUUACGUUGGACUGUUAUUUAAAGCAUUGCUCGUGCAGAUUGUUGUAGUUCAGCUUAAACACUCUUAAAAUCUCUAAAACCUAUAUAAACAACACAUCGUUAAGACAUUAAAAGCUCAACAAUUUCUGUCCUUCUCUUUAAUGGUUAGCUGUGAGAAGUUAAUUGCUGCUGGUAGCCUGAAAAGAUGAAUAGCUGAAUAUUCAACAGAGAAAUUUAAUGUGCACUGAAUUCCUGUUCUUCACUCAGGGAGCUCACUCUGUUCUGGAGCAAGCUGUUGAAGCGACUGGAGCCAUCAGAGCAGGCCUUCCUUGACAAAUGUCGUCAGAUGUCCUUAAUAUCCAAAACCGUCUACCACAUCCUGUUCCUCAUCAAAGUCAUCCAGUCAGAGGUACGUGAUCAAAAGAUACUCGAAUAGAAUCCGUAAGGGCCCCCAGAUGUCAAGGCGUUACUCUAAUCUUUAACAUGUGUUGCUGUUAUAUUUAAGUUUUUCAAUGCUGUGGUACAUAUUCUACAACUUAAGAAAAAGAAAGUUAGGACUCUUAUUGAUAGAAACGGAUUUUGAUGGUUUGCUGAUGAUAUCAAUCCUAUUUCCAACUCAUCAUAGUGCAAAGACAACAUGUGAAAUACUGAAAGUAAACAACAUUCUGUUAGGAUCUGAGAGCUGAGGAAAUCAAUUUCUGAGAUUUGAAAAGAAAAUGUCCCAUUUUGGCCUAAGUGGGAUUUCAUCUGCUGAACAGUUCAGGGUCUCCUUAGUCAUUUUUUUUUUAUUUUAUUUUGCGUGAAAAGAUUUUAAUAGUAGAUUAGGAUAGUAGGACUGCAGGCAAACCAGUUUAACAAAAGAACUCUUCUACUACAGAGCCAUGUUGAUGUAAAACCUGCAGAAUGUGGUUUUUCAUUGUGUUGCUGAAACAUGAGGGUCUUCCCUGAAAAAGUCUUUGUCUGGAUGGCAGCAUAUGCUCCUCCAAAACCUGUUCAGCAUUAAUGGAGCCUUUACUGUUGCAUCAUUGUUCCAUCAGGAACGCUGGCUUUGAUUUGUGCACAAAGAACAAGUCGAGUGAUCCCUCCCGUCUUCACAGCUGAGGAUAUAGAGUGGAUGGUCUCCAAAAUGUUUUUCACUUUGCCUCAGCACAUGUGAAAUGGACUUGAGGCCCAGAGAAACCCCAUUCCUGGAUCAUGUUUAUCUAUGGUGUCCUCUGCCCAUGGUGCAGUUUUAAUUUACAUUUGAGGAUGAAGUGAUGAACUAUGUUUACGGACAGUGGUGAUUUUGAGCCCAUGCAGUGAUUUCUAUCACAGAGCCCUGUCUGUUUUUAAUACUGUGCUGCCUGAAGGCCUGAAUAUUGGGGCCAUCUAGUGUUGGUUUUGGUACUUGUCCCUUUUGUACAGAAAAUUUUCUCGGAUCCUUUGAAUAUUUUAAUGAUAUUAUGAACCUUAAACGAUGAAUAUUAAAUCUUUGGCAUUUUACGCUCAGAAAGAUAUCUCUGGAAUUGUUGACCCAUUUGCUCACUCAGUCUCUCACAGAGUGGGAAAUCUCUUCCCUUCUCUUCAGCCUCUCUGAAUACUCUGCUUAUACCCAGUCAUGAUGAUACUUACCUGUUGCAAAUUAACCAGAUUAGUGGGAAGAUGUUUUUCCAGAUUUUCUUUUUUUCUUUUCAAGCCUCGCACAUUUUCAGAGUUUUGCUUUUCCAACAUUUUUGUGGGCAUCAAAUUUAAAACAAGCAUUUGUUUUUAAUGAAACAAGACACAUUUCAACUUUUAUCAUUUAGUAUGCUGUCUUUGUUCUUUUUAAAUUGAUGAUUCAAAGAUGAUUCAGGAAAGAUUCAGUCUCCUACUGUUGGGAAAAUUAAUGUCUCAAAGUUGAAAAUGGCUGAAAUGGAUUGGUCUGUAGGUAUGAGGCUCCAACAAGUCACAUUGCUGUUUCCUAUUACUCUAAAUUGUUGUUUGAUUAGCAAAGUUAAGUCAAAUGUGCUCAGAGAUACUCUGAUAUAUAAAAUCUAAUGUCUAAUACUUUGUAAUUUUUUUUUUUUUUCCAGAUUAAUUAUGUUUCAUUGUUGAGCAUCUGUAAGUUAUUCUGCUUUCUGUCUUUUAUAGAUGGACAGCGUUGGAGUGCCGGUGUGUAUCGAGAUGUGUAGCAGAGCUCUGCGGAUGUCUUCAGAUGACGGAAACACCAAGGCCACUGUGUGUAAAACCAUCUCCUGUUUGCUACCUGAUGACCUGGAGGUCAAGCGGGCCUGCCAGUUGACAGAGUUCCUUUUGGAGCCCACAGUGGACUCAUACUAUGCCGUGGAGACUCUUUAUAAUGAACCUGAUCAAAAACUAGAGGAGGAGAAUAUGCCUGUUCCUAACUCCCUACGCUGUGAGCUCUUGCUGGUUUUUAAAACCCAGUGGCCUUUCGACCCUGAGUUCUGGGACUGGAAAACACUAAAGCGUAAUUGUCUGGCGCUGAUGGGUGAAGAAGCUUCUAUUGUGUCAUCCAUUGAUUUGCUCAAUGACACUGAGGAUCCUGAGGAAGAGGAGGACGUCUUCAGUCAGGAAUAUAAUAACGUCCCUGAACACUUAAUAAGCGGCACAUAUAAACUAGAUGAUGUAUCAGACAGGAGACAGAAAAACCGAGAGAUGAAGAAACUGAGGGAGAAAGGGUUCAUAUCUGCCAGGUUUAGAAACUGGCAGGCGUACAUGCAGUACUGUGUGCUGUGUGACAAAGAGUUUCUGGGUCACAGAAUUGUUCGUCAUGCACAGACUCAUCUGAGUGGUGGAGUGUACAGCUGCCCGAUAUGUGCUCAAACCUUUACCUCAAAAGACACAUUGAUCCCACAUGUAACCUCGCAUGUGAAGCAGUCAUGCAAGGAAAGACUGGGUGCAAUCAAAACAAACAAGAAGCUGGCUGAUCCGAAAACAGCUGCUCCUGUUAUCUCAGCGUUUAAUGCAAAGAGAGAAAAUAAGCUUAAAGAGAACUCUGUCUCUGCAGGGCAUAAUGGUGGGUUGGUGAAUAAUGUUCAGAGCCAUGUGGCUCAGUCUAACACUGAGACUAUUGAGGAAAACAUGUGUCCUGUUGGAAACUGCAAAAGAAGCUACAAAUUUUUCAAAAACCUUGUUGCACACGUUAAAGGUCACGGAGACAAUGAGGAGGCAAAGAUUUUCCUGGAGAUGCUGAGUAAGAAGGUUGUUUGCCAGUACUGCCGGCGCCACUUUGUUAGUGUCACUCAUCUUAACGACCAUUUACAGGUUCACUGUGGUGUGAGGCCUUACAUCUGUAUACAGCUGAACUGUAACGCAAGUUUCUUGGCCAAUGCCGAGCUCAUUGUACAUAAGAAAACACACACUUCCUUUAAGGCUAGAUGCAUGUUUCCAAACUGUGGCAAGAUUUUCAGCGAGGCCUUCAAAUUAUACGACCACGAGGCGCAGCAUUAUAAAACUUUCACUUGCAAAGAGGCGAGCUGUGGAAAGGUUUUUCAUUCACAGCAGCAGCUGGAAAUGCACCUGGAGGAGCAUGCCCCUAUAAAGGUUGAAUGCCCGGUUACAGAACCGAUCCCGAUCCCGGUCCCGGUCCCGGUCCCGGUCCCGGUCCCGAUUGUGCAAAAAGCAAAGAAGCCCGGCCCCUCACUUAUUGAACAAAUGCUCAUGAAUCACACUCCCGUUACUCAAGAUAACUCACAAGACAACUGGAUCAGUAAAAGUUCUGUUAAUCGUGAUCAAGUGAGGCCAACACCGUCUAUAGAGAGUUUGUUAAAAUCUUCACAAGCACCUGUUGAACCAUCGAAUCAAUACAAAGUCAACACCGAACCAAAAAAGCAACCUCACCCACCCAUUCAGACACAGAGUUUAAAGAACUCUGUCAUUCAGCCUGUGAUUCCCCACUUGUCUGACACUCAAGGUAACAGGGAGAGUGCCGGUGGUCAUUCUUUGGAUCAUGUGAGACCAUCUCAACAGAUUCAACCAAAACCCCAGUUUCCAGCUACAGCAGGAAACAUGUCGCACAUGUAUAAAACAAACGUCCCACAAAGCAAGCCACAAAUCUUCCACAACACUGUCAGCACUGGAGCUGUGGGUUUCAAGCCUGUUAGCAUCUUACCGCCACCAGCAAUGCAGCCGAGGAUAGUGUGUAGUACCAACCUGUCAACAGCGUCACCGAUCCAGAACUCUAUAAUGCCGGUGAUGCCGCUACCACUCCCUCCAACAGUCAUCCCACAGACACAUACUGUGAACAGACCAGAGAACUCAGUGACGUCCUCCACAAUCACGGGUGCACCCCAAGGGCAGAGAGAGCGAUACCACUGUGCAUAUGAGCCAUGCUCCAGGACCUACAGCUCCUACAGAAAUGUUACCAAGCACAUGAAAGCGUUUCAUUCUGAGUUCUAUGAGCAGUGGAAACUCAACCGAACUGAAAUCAAGGUAACCCAGAUUCCCAUUAAACAUCCCAGCCCAGCCAUCUCAAUGCAGAACAAGCAGCUAAACCCAGUGCAAGCCCAUCCAGUCCAGAGGCAGAAUGUUAUCCAGUCACCUCCCUUUACUAACAUGGCGACAAGCACAAAGUUUACAGCUAUGCAUUCUCUCCACAACCAGAAUGCCUCACUCAUGAUGCAAAAUGUUUUAAAUCCCAUUGUUCUCUCGCAGCUUGGGCAUGAAACAAAUCCACUACCUGCACAACCCCAAGUUUCAGGUAGUCAAAACUGGCAAUCAGCCCCCGGAAAUGGGAAUAUUCAAAACUGCGGCCCCUCCCAAGUGUAUCCACCUGUAAUGCAAGUGUUGCCCCAGGUCAAUUCGACAAAUACUGCUCUGCCGCUCAGUGUCCCAUCCUGCUCUGUAAUUGAAUCAGCAUUGAGCAGAUCAGAAAAGCCAGUGCAGCCACCAGUUGUGGAGAAUGGGUACCAGCCAGUUAGGCCUUGUUACUCAGAUGGUACUAAGUUAGUGUCACAACAAGCAUUGUUGCAGGCGUCACUGUUGCAAAACAGUGUAGUCUCUGGUUCCAGAGCACCAGAUACAAUCAAGUCAGAGCAAAGUGUGCAGUCCCAUUUUCCCUCUACAGACAGUGUUGGGCAGAAUGCCUGCGCCAACCAACCUGUGAAUGGCCCGGUCAUGUCAGAUAACAGUCCAGACAACCAAAAGCAGGCUAAAAAGAAAACUAGGACCAAAUGGCCAGCUAUUGUUAGGAAUGGAAAGUUUGUUUGCUGCAGAUGUUACAGAGAAUUCAGCAGCCCCAAGUCCCUUGGAGGCCAUUUGUCCAAGCGCACCGUCUGUAAAUCGUAUGACGAGGCGGUGCUGAACGCAGAACUGCCAGAGUCUUUUCUAGGCCUUUUAAAUGCAGAGCAAACAGCUGGCGACGCACAGCAACAGUUGCCUUAUCAUCCUGGCUGUGCUUUCGAGGAGAAGCCCCAAGAGACGGUUGCCAAUGGAUCGACAGUCACCAAGGAUUACCCAACUCCAAAUUAUCCACACAAUAAUUUGCCCAUGUACGGGACUGAGGAGUCAAGUGACGACCUUCUGAAACAAAUCAUGGCUGAUGCCAACAUUUCUGAACUUUGUGUGCACACACCUGCUCCCAAACCAUUGCUUCAAAACCCCUGUGGCCUUUACGGAGCAGGCGAGCGUUUGCCGGGGAGUUCAGUGAUACAGCAUACAGAAAAUGUCCAGCCAAAAAGAUUGGAGAACUCCUACACUACAGCCUGCUACCCUCAGCCAAGCGUGGAUACAUUUGUCGGAAGUGAAUACCCCGACCCUCUUCUUUCUCAAAUUCUCACACAAAAUCCCUCACCUGCCAUCCCAGGAAGUGUUUCUACAAACAACAACGAAGUGUACAAUUCUGGGAUGGACAUACAGACAGCGAACACAGGUCCAAACCCGAUGAUGAGACCCCUUUUACCCGACAGUCAGCUUAGUCCAGCAACAACAAGCGGCACACAGGCUGAAACACUGAAGAAGACAACUGAACAAGACAUUAAGAAGAGAUUACGGGAGCAGAUUUUAGCUGGCGACCUUCAGCGUAGAAACAACAUGUGUCAUUCAAACAACACAGACCCUAACCCCAAUUCAAAGGUGUUAGACCCUAUGUGCAGCCCCUCUAAUAACUCUAGCCUUAACCACAUGUCUCAUGAUGCAAACAGUGAUUUUUCAAGUGUAGAAAAAGUCAUUCAAGAAAACUCUGUCAUUGUUCAAGGGACCUCUAACAAAAUAGAGCAACUUCUGAACACACAGAGCUUCACUGGCUUCAGAGAGACCCCCAGUCUGAAGCAGGAGGUAGUGAGCCCCGCCAGAGUCUUGAUCAGUGAUACAGAUCUCGAGCCGACUCAGUUAUCUGCAAGCCAGCAACUGAUGAUGUUAGAAAUUCAAAGAGCAUUUGAAAGGCUGAACUUAGUCAGAGAACAACCCGAUCACAUAGCAGCUCCAGUUGUACAAAUCAGCAAUAACCCCGUCAAACAGACAGCACCUGCCAAUGCUGGCAUUCACAGCUCACCGUCAACAAACUUCAUUAAACCAUUUGUUUGUGAGAACUGUAGUUUUAACACCCUGUCAGGCGAAGCUCUUUGGAAACACCUCUCGAAAGCCCACAGGUAUACAAUCGACAUGGUCAAUGUGGUCAAAAAAAGAUAUGGUGAAUACGCUCCCUACAAGUGUGAGAAAUGUAGCAAAAGGUUUACCCGUAACUCAAACCUUCGCACUCACUAUCAGUCAGUUCACAAACUCCCAUCCGAGGAAGUUGAGAAACUAGAUCUGAAGCGCAGAGAGGCCAGGAUUGCGGUCGUCAAAAACUGGCGUCUUAGUAAAAGCCAGGCUCUGGCAGCUCAAGCCAAUGCAAGUGCAGCUCAGCUACCAAAGCCGGAGGUCAAAAUACAGGUACAACCACCCCAAAAAGAUUUAAAACCUGAACUCCCUGCAGAGCCACCUGCUAUCAACAGGCAGCCAGUAAUUAAACCAAGCAUUGAGACGCCCAAGAAGACAAAAGAGAAAAAGCCAAACUCAAAUGAUGCCGUAAGUCCAUACAAACCGUAUCGCUGCGUCCAUCAGGGCUGCAUGGCAGCCUUCACCAUCCAGCACAACUUGAUUCUCCACUACAGAGCUGUCCACCAGUCUGCUUUGUCAGCACUGGAGGUCAACAAGGACCAGAGUGAGGAAGUGGAUGAAAAGAAGGACCACGAUGAGGGAGAUACAGAGCCAGAGAGCCCACGAAUUUCAGAAUUCAGAUGCAAAGUCAAAGACUGCUCUAGAGUUUUCCAAGAAGUCCCCUACCUCUUGCAGCACUAUAUUCAGCUGCAUGAAUUCAGCCUGGAAAGGGUCGGCAAUCUUGUGUCCACCACAAAGCUUGGCAGGUUCACUUGUGGCCACCAAGGAUGCCCAACAAACUUCAGUUCCUUCUGGAGAUACAUAGGGCACGUCAAAGAUCAGCACAAAGACAUGAAGUUCACCAAACCGGAGCAAUUAAUCCGCUUAUACAAGUGUGAAAUUGAAGGUUGUGAACUUGCGUAUGCCACAAAGUCGAACAUGCUCAGACAUGUCAUGAAAAAACAUCAGGACUUUUACCAGAUGAAACUCAAGACCCAACAGAUGAGGAGACAGAGAAUAAAAAUGACGAAAAAAACUCUGCUUUAUGCAAUGGCAAAGACAAGUAAUGGGAAAGAAAACAUCGAGAGCAAUAAGAAGAUCCUCCAGAGGGCAAGAGACACAAAAAGAUUUAGCAAAUCCAAAAACAACCACUGGACCACAUAUGGAAAGCCCUCUCUGAAAUCCAAAGUGGAGGCUUCUGCGAUGUGCACCAAAAAGUUCCCCUUACAAUACCCCUGUAUGAUCAAAGGCUGCGACUCAGUCAUGAAAUCAGAGAGGAACAUCGUGAAGCACUACAUCGGACACGGACUCUCAGAAAAAUACCUCGAGUUGCAGAGAAGUCAUUUCAUUUUCUGCAAGAAGUCCGCCAAGCACAAGUAUCGCCCGAUUCGGAGCGACGAUUCCAAAUCUGACAACACUUCUGACGUCUCCGACAACGACGUGCCAGCAGACACCGUCCAGGAAGUUGGGGAAAAUGGACACUCAAAGCCUUACCUUCGCAAACGAACCCCAGCAGGAAUCUCGUCUGCCUUCUUUGACAGCAAAUUAACUAACGGUUCAAGCUCAGAAAGCUCUUUAGCGGUCAAACGCAAACGAGGACGCCCCCGAAAGCUGAUCGGAAAAAUUGUGAAACGCAGAAAAAUACAAAAAGCAACAACCAAGGUCAAUGUAGUUUACCGCAGGGAAGAAAAGACCAACUCCGCCCCGCCCGCAGUGACGAAGAAAGAGACGAGUGAGCAGAGUACCUCAAUGUCCACUUUCAGACCCAUGGGAUUCGAAAUGUCGUUCUUACAGUUCCUCAGUCAGUCAACGAAAUGUGAAAUCCCUCUGACAAGGGCGAUCGUGAGUCCAGAGAUGUGCAGGAAAGCUUUGGGUCUGACCAGCAAAGAAACCUGUGUCAAGUUCAGCAACCGUUUAAAACUAAAAUCACUGAACAGGGUGAAAAUUAUCAUAGAGAAGACUUUCUCAAGGUUCUCUGUCCCCAUGUUGAAACAGUUGCAGGACAUGAAGCCCACGGUGGUGAUGAACAGAAAAUACUGAGUUGUGUUUGAUGGGUUUUUUUCUGUUUUGUUUUUUUGUAAAGCAGAAUCUCAGGAGUAGAACGAGUAGAAUCUGCUGCAGACAGUGCCCUACAUCUGAAAUGUUUUUACACAUCCAGUAAUCAAAAAAAUUUUUUUUUUUUUUCGACAAUGCUGUAAUCUUGUCUGUACAUUUCCUUUUGCCAUUUUUAUAGAAUAUAGCAUGUUUUUAUUUAUGGACUGAAGUUGUAUAAUUUUUCCUUUUUCUUUCCGAAAACUAAAAGACGACAUCAGCCUCUGCUGUCUUUAUCAUCCCUGUGGGACAAGAAGACAUGGACUAUCAAACGGAUGUAUUGUUCUGUGUAGUUUGUGAUCCGAAGACGUUGAUUAUUGUGCGUUGUGUGUAUAUAGCUCAAGAUCACCCACUGCCACCAGCAGUCUUACUAUUAAACACUUGGCUUUUUUUACAACCA